GGCUCUGCUGUGCCCAGCCGGCCAGCCAACCCCGGCUCUGCUCCGCCCCGUUCGCCCUCAGCGUGCCUGAGCGAGGCGGGCCUCUCGGGCAGCGGGCGCCUGCGCGGUGUGUGCCGGUGCCAGCGGAGCGGGCGGAUCCCGGCAGGCCCGGUGACGUGUCUGCGCCACAGCAGCCCCGUCCGGCUCUGCCGGCCUGGGUUAGGGGGAAAAAAGAAGAAGAAGAAGAAAGAGGCGGCGGCGGCGGCGGCGGCGGAGAUAAAAGGGUGCAACGGGGAGGCGCCUCUCGUCGACGACUCCGCUUCCAGGUCUAGACAGUCGUCGCUGGGUCUCCGCCGCCGGGACGAGAGCGUCGCUCGGCCUGCACCAUGUUCAACGUGGAGAGUCUAGAGCGGGCCGAGCUCGGGGAGAGUUUGCUUACCUGGAUCCAGACAUUCAAUGUUGAAGCACCAUGCCAGACUGUGGAAGAUCUAACCAAUGGUGUUGUGAUGGCCCAAGUACUUCAAAAGAUAGAUCCAUCAUACUUUGAUGAAAACUGGUUAAACAGAAUUAAAACUGAAGUAGGAGACAACUGGAGACUGAAGGUGAGCAAUCUGAAGAAAAUUUUAAAAGGAAUUUUGGAUUACAAUCAUGAGAUUUUGGGGCAGCAGAUCAAUGAUUUUAUCCUUCCUGAUGUCAACUUAAUUGGGGAACACUCGGAUGCUGCUGAACUUGGAAGAAUGCUUCAGCUCAUUUUAGGCUGUGCUGUAAACUGUGAACAAAAGCAAGAGUAUAUACAGACCAUCAUGAUGAUGGAGGAGUCUGUUCAACAUGUUGUCAUGACAGCCAUUCAAGAGUUGAUGAGUAAAGAAUCUCCAGUGUCUGCUGGAAAUGAUGCUUACGUUGAUCUUGACCGUCAGUUAAAGAAAACCACAGAAGAAUUAAAUGAAGCCUUAGCAACUAAAGAAGAAAUUGCACAGCGAUGCCAUGAACUGGAUAUGCAAGUUGCUGCACUGCAAGAAGAGAAGAGUAGUUUACUAGCCGAAAACCAGGUCUUGAUGGAACGCUUGAAUCAAUCUGAUUCCAUAGAAGAUCCCAACAGCCCAGCAGGACGUCGACAUUUACAGCUGCAGACACAGUUAGAACAGCUCCAAGAGGAAACAUUCAGAUUAGAAGCAGCAAAGGAUGAUUAUCGAAUUCGUUGUGAAGAGCUAGAAAAAGAAAUUUCAGAAUUGCGGCAACAGAAUGAAGAUUUAACGAAUCUAGCUGAAGAAGCUCAGUCACUGAAGGAUGAGAUGGAUGUCCUAAGGCAUUCUUCUGACAAAGUUGCCAAGUUAGAAAGCCAGGUGGAAUCCUACAAAAAGAAGUUGGAAGAUCUGGGGGACCUACGGCGACAAUUGAAGCUGUUGGAGGAGAAGAACACAAUGUACAUGCAAAACACUGUAAGCUUGGAAGAAGAGUUGAGAAAAGCCAAUGCAGCCCGCAGUCAGCUGGAAACAUACAAAAGACAGGUAGUUGAACUCCAGAAUAGAUUGUCUGAAGAAUCCAAGAAAGCAGACAAAUUAGAAUUUGAGUUCAAGAUGCUGAAAGAAAAAGUAGACAGUCUUCAAAAAGAAAAAGAUCGGUUACGAACAGAGAGAGAUUCCCUAAAAGAAACUAUUGAAGAGAUUCGAUGUGUACAAGCACAAGAGGGGCAGCUUACUACUUCAGGAUUAUUGCCACUGGAAGGCCAGGAGUCUUCAGACAGUUUAGCAGCAGAAAUUACUACCCCAGAAAUCAAGGAAAAACUUAUUCGCCUUCUGCAUGAAAACAAGAUGUUAAAGCUUAACCAAGAAGGGUCUGACAAUGAAAAGAUUGCCUUAUUGCAGAGCCUCUUGGAUGAUGCCAAUCUCCGGAAGAAUGAACUGGAGACAGAGAACAGACUUGUAAAUCAGAGACUUCUUGAAGUACAGUCCCAAGUUGAAGAAUUGCAGAAAUCUUUACAAGAACAAGGUUCAAAGGCUGAAGAUUCUGUCAUUCUGAAAAAGAAACUGGAUGAACAUCUUGAAAAGCUGCAUGAAGCAAAUAAUGAGUUACAGAAGAAACGAGCUAUCAUUGAAGACUUGGAACCUCGAUAUAACAACAGCUCACUCAAAAUAGAAGAAUUGCAAGAAGCUCUGCAUAAAAAAGAAGAAGAAAUGAAGCAAAUGGAGGAGCGAUACAAAAAAUAUUUAGAAAAGGCUAAAAGUGUUAUCCGUACUUUAGAUCCGAAACAGAACCAAGGCUCAGGACCUGAAAUUCAGGCUCUGAAGAAUCAACUACAAGAACGUGACAGGAUGUUUCAUUCUUUAGAGAAAGAAUAUGAAAAAACCAAGAAUCAAAGAGAAAUGGAGGAGAAAUACAUUGUCAGUGCCUGGUAUAAUAUGGGGAUGACUCUUCAUAAAAAAGCAGCCGAAGACAGACUUGCCAGCACAGGUUCAGGACAGUCCUUCCUGGCUAGACAAAGGCAAGCCACCAGCACAAGAAGAGCCUAUCCUGGCCAUGUCCAGCCAGCGACCGCAAGGUAGAGAGAGGCCUUGCCUUCUGAGGGGAAGCCAUCCUGGGAUGAAGGCCUACUUCUUUUGCAAGUGACGGCAUUUCAGGAAACUUAGCCAGCAUCCUUUCUGUAUCUUUGUCCCUUGCUACUACAGUUAACUCCUCAUUUCAGGAAGGUUUUUAAAAAAAGUUUCUCAAUGUUUUUAAUUCCCUUCACUCUUAUUUUUUGGAGUCUUCCUUUUUGCCUUUUUAUGUGCCAAAAUGUUGAAAACACCUUAUGAAGUGUACCUAUGGAAUCUUUCCUCCCUCCCCAACAUAUGUAGAAUUUGUCAUCUGUCACUUGAGUCUUGGCAAAGGCUAGGUAGCAAACCUAAAAUGUCUUGUUGAUUAAUGAUGAUGCCAUCCUUUCUAAGGCUACCAUUGUAUAAAGGGAAUUCUCCUUUUCUUUCUCACUCCAGUCUGAUCUGUUUAAAUUAUGUGAUGCAAUAUGCAGGAGCACUGCAUCAAAUUAUUGUUAAAUGUGUGUGUUGCAGAGGCCUAUAUGCUGGCAGAAGCUGUAACUUGGUUGCAGGUAUCUGAUUGAGGGUUUUCAUAACUUUAUCAUAUGCUGCCAUUACUCACUCCUUGGCUUUAAUUUAGAGAGGCAGACUAACUUUUGGUUUGGUUUGCCCACAUCCUUUCUUUUUUACUCACCCAUGCUAAAUUAUGUGUUCUGCCAUUUUUGGAUGGUACAAUGAAGAGUGGAAAGCAACAACCAUUUACUCCAUGGCCAAUAGUUUAAAACUUCCCCAUUGCACUCUCUAACCAUGUGGAGAAUUGGGCUCUCGUAUGCUUGGCAAUGUGGAGUUAAACAUUAUUGCCAGUGCUUAGAAAUUCUAGAAAUUGGGGCCGUGGUAGUACGCUGCUCACUGUGUGACUGGAUCAACAGAUGACUGGUGCUACAUAUAGUUAAACCAUCAUGGACAAAAUGAUAAAAUGAUGACCAUGUAGCAUGUGGUUCCCUGUUUCUGCUCUGAAAGAUGCCAGGUUUGAUAGAAAUUGUCCUCAAUUUGCCAUCCACCACUGAAGACUCUCUUUUUAAUAGGCCAGGAAGGAGGAUAAUUGCCUUACAGGUGGUACCAGUGCCUUCGAGCAAGGUGAUUCUGACACGAAAACUCACUGUCUUUUUGUGCCAAAUCUUAAUUGCAUGGCUGUACAGUUAUGGGUCUCUGUCAUGAAGCAUAAAUAGCUUUUUCCUUUCAGGUUCUGAUCCUGCCAAAUACUGAGCUCCAGAUUUUUGAGCCAUGCAUCACAACUUCUUUCAGAUUUGUGUUUGAGAAGUUUGAGGUUGCUUAAGAUGGGUAUUUCCAUAUGGAUUCACCAUUAGAGUAGUUUGUAAGAUUUUGUUGAAAAACUUCAUCUUAACAGUUAAAUAUCAACAUACUUCUAAAUAUAUCUCAUGUUGGUUGUUUUAAGUAUUCCAAGAUCAAGUAGCAGAUAUGCCUCUCUCUUGGAAGUCCAUUUGGAUUUUAUUAUCAUGUUUACAUAUAAAACAUUAACUUCUCAUCGUCAAUUUCUUUUGCAAGAAUGCACAGUACAUCUUAAUUUAAAAAGAAAAUAGUGUUUGUCUUCAUUUACCCUGAUAUCAGGAUGUCAAAAGAGCUCAUAAAGUAAUGUAAUGUGUGCAGAAUAAAUUAUUAAAAUGAAAUGUGUAGAUGUUGGCUCUCCGUAGUAGGGUUUCAAAGUUAGAUGAAGUAGCCAAGGUAUCUUUCUCCAUUAUGCAGAAAAAUUAAAAAGUUAUUGUCAGCAUAAUUCCCUAUGUGAUCUGGCUCUUCCUCAUCCCCCUUCCCCUACAGUAGUGAAUUUAGAGCAGGAGACAGAGAAAAGGUGUAUGGUGUGUUUCAUAUGCACCUAUGAGCAAAAUUAUUAGAUGGGUAUCUUUUGUAUUAUGCUGAUUGGUUAUUUAGUACACUGCAUGCAAGGAACAGCUGUUAGUCUUGAGUAAACCCUGUUUUAGAGUAAAGCAUCCUACACUCACAAUUCCACGGACUAACUUGGGUCUAGUCAUUUAAGAUCUAGUAUUGUUAAUUUUGUCAGUUGUAUGCAAAGCAAUGACAAAAGCUUAUUUUUCUGUUGUGGAGGGUGGGAGUGGGAAUGUCUCCAGAUACUGUACUAAACUCUUACCGUUAUUCAGUUUGGUGCCUGAAAGAAACUGAAUACAAUUAGACCUACACACUACUUGACCUUUCAGUCUCUUUGGCUUUUGUUCUGUUGGUUGACAGAGAAUGUUGUCUGCCAUCUAGGGCAUCUUUUGGCUUAUCAUUUCUCUCCACUUCUCAUCUAGCAUGAAAGCAGCUAGUUUCUCCACUUUGGCUGGCUUAUUUCUUGAAUUAAAUUGUUUGAAAACCUAAUCCAUUAUAACCAUUUACAGGGAUAGUAGCAUUAACUGACCUUUAACAAAGUGCAGAAUUCUGAAACAUUAAGGCCUCUUCAUUAAAACUGAUUCAUUUUUGUUUUGAUUUGAUUGAGAAUUAAAUAAGCUUGUCUUGUAGGUUAAGAAUCUUGGAAAGCAACCAUCCAGAAGAAAUCCGGAGGAAGUUAGUUGCACUGAAGUGCCAUAGAAAUAAAUGGGACAAAUUAGUUUGUGGUUAAGUUCCCUGAAAAUUUAUGGCAGUUAAGUGCAGGUAACUCCUUCUAGAUCAGGUUUGUUGUGGCUUCAGCUGUUAACAGGGAUGGUUGUGGAGACAGAGAGAGAAGCCUUCAUUCUAAAGCAGGGGUGACAAACUGUGACCCUCCUGCCGAUUGGCCUACAACUCCCAUUUUGCCUGGCUACUGACCUCUGUGACUGGGAGUGAGGAGAGUUGUAAGCCAACAACCGCUGGAGGGCCACUGUUUGACACCCCUGUUCUAAAGCAUUUGUCUUGAGUGGAAUGGAAACUACCCAUACACAUUUAUAAAGGGUUUCACACGAAGAGCAGCAUAUGUGGCUGUUUUAUACUUGGGGAUUGAAUGGGCUAAAGAUAAGCACAAUGGGUAUCAUAAGGAUACAGAAGUUGUUUUCCGUAACAUUAACAUUUAGCAGCAAGCUUUCUGAGCAAUACCAGACUCUUGUUAAAACAUAUGGCUCUAGUUAAUUAGGAGUAUAAUUUUGGCUGGAGUUGGUUACAUUUCUUCUUCUGUUGUAGUUUGGGUUUUAGUACUUUUAAAAAAUGCUUGUACUGAUUCAAAGUCAGUACAAGGGAGGAAACCAGGGAGGAAAGCUGGUCUUGUGGUAGCGAGCAUGAAUUGUCCCCUUAGCUAAGCAGGGUCCACUCUGGUUGCAUUUGAAUGGGAGACUGCAUGUGAGCACUGUAAGAUAUUCCCUUUAGGGGAUGAAGCCACUCUGGGAAGAGCAUCUAAGUUCCAAGUUCCCUCCCUGGCAUCUCCAAGAUAGGGAUGAGAGAGAUUCCUGCCGGCAACCUUGGAGAAGCCGCUGCCAGUCAGUGUAGACAAUGCAGAGCUAGAUGUAUCAGUGGUCCGACUGGGUAUAUGGCAGCAUCAUAUGUUCCUAUGCUAUUGUAUUAACUGUUGUAGAAUUAAACUAUCUCAAAAUGUGAUAUAUAAUAACUUCCAUGGGCAAUGUUAUACGUUAGGGAAAUAUCUUUUGCUCCAGUAAGAGUGCCCUACAAACCUUCUUCCUUUUUUAUGUCCAUAUGUCUGUCCUAAUUGGGACUUGAUCAGUAUUUUAUUUUUGAAGACUCAUUUGAUGAGGCUUUAAAUAAUCAGUAAAAUACCAGUUAAGAUACUUGAUAUAUCAAUGCUGUUGGACAAUGGAAAUGGAGUAACUAAAAUGUAAAGGUAAAGUGUGCCAUCAAGUUGAUUUCUAUUCCUGGUGCCCACAGAGCCCUGUGGUUUUCUUUAGUAGAAUACAGGAGGGGUUUACCAUUGCCUCCUCCCAUGCAGUAUGAGAUAUAGGCGCUGCUGCCUGAUACAGGUGUUUCCUGUAGUCUGGGAAACAUACCAGUGGAGAUUCGAACUGGAAACCUUCUGCUUGUCAGUCAAGCAUUUCCCCACUGCGCCACUUAAGGUGACUUAAAAAAAAAAAAAAAAAGGUACAUCUGAUGAAAAUAACCAAAUGACUUUAUAAUUUGCUGACAAACAAAAUUUGAUGCAUCAGAUUAUCUAAUAAACCUUAAUAGGGAUGUUUAAUCAGAAAACUUCAGUUUCCUAGCCAUUAAAGUAGAUGAUAUUGGAGAGACAUAACCUAUUUGGGGCUGGUUCAUAUAUUCAGAGGGCCAUUGAUCAUGCUUAUGUAGCAGAGGACUGGGAGUGUGCACUCCCACGCGAACAGUAGUGUUUGUUGCAAAGUCUUUGUGUCUUGUCGCUCACAGCUGGGCCCAGUUUGCAUGGCAGUGGAGAGAUCAUGUGCUACUUCUCCGCCUUAAAAAGAUAAUUGCAGCCGCUGUGAAAAAAGGCAAAUGCCAUGUAAGUGAUAGAAAAUCUUUAAAAUUUCAGUAUUAUACAAAGCGCUGGUGCAGUUACAUUUAGAAUAUAGUAUAGAGCCGCUGUGAAAAAAGGCAAAUGCCAUGUAAGUGAUAGAAAAUCUUUAAAAUAUCAGUAUUAUACAAAGCGCUGGUGCAGUUACAUUUAGGAUAUGGUAUAGAGUUCUGGAUGCUCAGUCCUAAAAAGACUACUGCAAUGCUGAGAAAAGGGCAGCCAAAAUGAUCAAGUGAGUUAGAGAACCUUCCCUACAAAGAGAAGCUAACACAUUUUGGGCAUUUUAGCUUACAAAAAAGGCAACUGUGGAGGAGGGGAGGGAAAUUAUAGAAAUCUAUAGAAUUCUGCAUAGUAUGGAGAAAGUAGCUAAAGUUUUUCUUUCUCAUAAUAGUAGAAUUGAGGGUGAUUCACUGAAAUUGAUUUGCUGUAGAUUCAGGGCAGACGAGUACAUCAUACAAUGCAUAAUUAAUUAAAUGGAAAUAAGUUCCACAAGAUAUAGUGAUGGUUAUUGGCUCAGAUGGCUUUGAAAAAGGAUUAUACAAACUUGUGGGUGAUGAGUCUAUUACUGGCUACUAGUUUUGAGGGCAUCUUCAGGUACAGAGGCAGAAUCUCUAAAUCCCAGUUGCUGGUGAGUGGACAGAGCUAUUGCCUGCAAGUCUGGUUGGAAGGCUUCCCCGAUCAUCUGGUUGGCCCUAAGGGGAGGCCGGAUGCUGGAGUGGAUGGACUUCUGGUCUGGUCCAGCAGGGCUGCUCUUACGUUCUCAUGACCAUAUGCAAAUAUGUGUGUUGGCCCUUUUUUCUUGUUUUACAGAAGCAGGAGGAGGCAUAAUUUCUUAAGCUAAAGUUCUUUCUCUUUCUGACUGAGUCAUGAGAUUUGUUUUUCUACUCUUCUACUGUGGUGGAUUUCAGGCCACUUGCAGUGCAGCCCCAGCCUCACAUGCACACAAGGGUGAUGACUGGAGACAGAGCAGAACCUUCCUCUCAUAUUGGUUCUCUUGAAUGCUUGGUUGGAAGGUGGAUCAUAGGGCAAGUUUCCGGCUUUGAUUUUGCUCCAGCUUAGUGGAUCAAAAUGCACUCUCAGUUUGAGCUGCACCUUGUAGGUUAUCAGGGCUCAUCCCCAGCCUGCGUUAGGGAGCUGCAUGCCUCUGGAAAGAAGCAGGUUUGGUCAGUAUCAACCUGAGAAAGGCAUACUGUAUCGGAGGCCUUGUGAACUUUCUGCACUGGAAGUUAUUUUGAGGGGUGUGCUUUCCUUUUUAACAUAGACAUGUGUAUGGCUAUAUUUGAAGGCCAGCUUUAAUGUGUCCUUAACCAGGCUGGCAAAUGGUCAUCAAUGGUUUGUCAAGAAUCUUCUCCAGACAAGUAGGUAGGGAAGCUUUCUUAAAUGGGAAGGGUUAGUUCUUUUUAGGAUGCGCACAAACCACGGUCUGAGCACUUUGGAGGCCAUUUGACUGGGAACUUUAAGGAGAACAGGUCCUGCUCUCUGCUGCCUCCUUCAGCUUCCUGCUGCGGCAGCGCACCUCCCCAAGAACCUCCACCGCAGUGCUGGCAUGCACAUGGUGUCCAAAAGGUGCUCAAACUGCAGUUCGUGCAUAUCACUAGUUCUUUUUUCGUUCAGCUGUCAGUGUGCUUCAUAGGAAAGGUAUACACAAGUAGCCAACUUAGUUUAAAAAAAAAUUGUGUGGGUUACUCACUUUUGUGGACUUGUAUGCAAAGGUGCUCUCAGUUCCUGGUGUUUUCCAUUCAUGUUGCACAACCCUUUUCCGUUACCACAGCAAAGCUGCAGCCAGCAAAACUUAACUCUUGCAGUAGCUCAGUAUAUUGAUUUGCUGAACUAGAAUGCUUGUGUCAACAGGAUUUUGCUCUCUUCUUUUUUCCCCCCACAGCAAUUGAAUAUUUGCUGCUUUUGAACCUUUUUAAAACUUUGGAUUAUUUUUGGUGAUGUGGCUGCCUGAUCUGCAGUACUGUUUAUCAAAUGGGUUUUUCCCCAGUUUACUUUACUUUCCGCCCCACCCCUCCUCCAGUCUACAUAAUCAAAACUGUAACCUUUUAUUUAACAUUCCUGGCCAUCUGCUUUUCAAAGAGUCACUUGCAAAGAAGCUUGUCCUCUCUAGGUGUGACCUUGCUAUGUUCCACUUUCCACUUCAACAUCAUAAAGCUCAGCCAUCAAGAGUGAAACAUAAGAAUCAUAAAAGCUUGAUAAAGGGGGUGGGAAGAUUGUUGUGCUCCUUUAGCACUUCAUAGGUUAGUUCCUCCCCUCCCCCCACUUGACGUUCUUUCUUUUAACAGUAUUAACACGCAAGUCUCUUGCAACACCUCCCAUUUACUAAGCUAGAAGACAUUUAAUCUUAGACAUGUUUUAUAAAUGCACCUUGUUUACUGCUAUGAUUUUAAAAAUGCACUAAAGGAGCCAAGUUCAGUACUAAUACACACACACGUUUCUUUUUUUAAUUAUUCCAGCAAAGUCAAGAAACAUUUUUUUCCCUUGGAGAAAGCAGAUAGGAAGUGGUGCCUGACCCCUUCCAAGGUGGUGUUUCGUUUUUUUUAAACAUUUAAAACUCCAAGCCUUGACACACAAUAUAUGCAAUGUUUUAUUUAUUGAUGUUGCAUACUGUCUUAAUGUGUAUAAAUGCCUUUCCCCCCACCCCUAUAGACAACUUGUACACUUAUUUUAGAGACCCAUUUCCAACUGUGUAUACUUGUACAAGCCAUUCCAGAAAGGAAUGUGAAUGGAGACUAAUACAAAAUAAGCAUAUGCUUCCUUGAUGUCAGUGUUAUAUGCGACAUGACCUCUGUAGAUUACUGUCUAUGCUGUGUUUAACUGCAGUUCUGUCAUCCGCAUCCGUCUGUUCACUCAGAUUGCACUAACAUGACUUUCUUUACAUUAAUAAAUAUUGCUAGUAUUCAUGUACAGUAUGCCAACAAUAUAAUUCAGAAUGCUUUGUGCUGCUUUUUUUCUAAUUUUAAUGCUGCUUUUUUUAAAAAAAACACGUUACUCUUAAAAGUCUACUUGUGCUGCUGUAGAUUUGGUUUUGUAUUGAGGCAGAUGUAGGAAAUGUGGCAAUAUGAUAGGAAAGUGGAGGGAAUUUUGUGUUUGUAUCAUAACUCUUGUGUACCAUGGAGGUUUUUUAAACCCUUUAAAUUAGUCAUAGCUACCCCAAAGCAAGAUUAGUGACAGUGUUGCCACCUGAUCAAUGCAGGGAAAGGAUGGGGAAGUGAGGUCAGGAUUCAACUUCUUUUCUCUUGCAACUUAGAUUGCCUGAAGGCAAUCAAAAGUAAUUCUGAGGGCGGUGAGACCUGCACGUCAUUCACCAUUGCACACUGGGAUAUGGGGAUAACUUCCUGAUAUCAAGGUAUGUAAUGAAUUUUUCUUCUAGGCAAGAGCUGCUGUUGGGAUAACAAGGUGGUUGUUGGCAUAGGAACCUAGACUAUAGGUUAAUGUGCUCAGUUAGACCUGGGAAGGCGUGUUGUGUGACUUGGGACACAAUCCCCAGAUGCUUUGGUAGGUGGUGCUAUAAAAGUCGAACUCCCACUAUUGAGAGGGGUGCCUUGCUUCUGCAUUGUUCAGGCUAACUCCAAUGCUGAAAUAUUAUUACCCCUCCUAUCUUGCCUCCCCUCUGUACAUUUGUAUGUUCGCAAGGUGAUGUCAUGUCUGGUGUGGUUACGCUGGAGACUCUGUGUGUGUGCGCACGCAUGUGGUGUUUUGUUUGUUGUUAACAUGUCAAGAGUUGGCCUGAAGUUAGGGGCUUUGUUAUCUGCCUCAAUUUUUUGCUUGCAAAACCAUUUUAGACCACUAGAUGGAGUAGAGGACUGAGAGAUUACACUUGCAACUUUCAAUAGGUAUUUCUGGCUGUCUCUUUGAAAGAAUGCUGGGGAUUUAAUUAGACCAUCAUGAAAGGAAGGCAACCUUGAGAUCCUAAGCAUGUUUUCAGCAUAUCAAGUACUGUGUGUGAGGUAGGAGACUUCGGGGUUUUGUUUUGUGUUUCAUUUUUCCAAAAACAAUUUGUUUGACUGUCAACUAGGUGUUGACUGGUUACCAAAAUUACUGUUAGUUGCCAAUGAUUUUUUUUCUGCAAAAGAAUAAAUUCCUAAAAUUGUCAAAUGUUAAUCUCCCCCCCCCCCCAACACACACACUUAUCGCCUAUUGAAUUCUUACCCGGUAACUACCAGAUUACUAUGGUAGUGAUUUUGCUAUACAGAUGUAUGUAUAUAGACAAAUAAUCGUCAUGAAUUCAAACAUUGAAAGGGGUCCCACCCCUGCUCAAAGACAAUAAUGCUUCCAAGGCUACAAAACCAUUGUACAGUUGUUAAACAAGUUGUAAAUAAAGGCUUAUAUAAAA
Messenger RNA from Hemicordylus capensis (graceful crag lizard), 11281 nucleotides. RefSeq names its product hook microtubule tethering protein 3 (gene HOOK3). Bases 366 to 2522 code for a protein of 718 amino acids. The transcript has 22 exons. The record is from RefSeq and is a predicted model, not a curated record. Gene Ontology annotation, molecular function: dynein light intermediate chain binding; microtubule binding. Gene Ontology annotation, cellular component: centrosome; cytoplasm. Lineage: Eukaryota; Metazoa; Chordata; Lepidosauria; Squamata; Cordylidae. Gene Ontology annotation, biological process: cytoskeleton-dependent intracellular transport; cytoplasmic microtubule organization.